AUGACGGACCAACUGGGGUCCAUGUACACCCGAGAAGCGAAGCGCAAGGACGUCGAAGAUCGAAUCACAUGUUCUGGGAGCCACCGACAAGCCUUCACCACCGCGCUUGACGCUAUCGAAGCAGAGCUUGACUCGGACCACGACGACACUUCAAGCGAUGGCGACUCCGAUUCUGAGGGAAGUGAAGGGGAUUGGACCAAGGUGCUGUCGACCGCGACGUUCGGGCGCCGAAUCCUGCUGCCGAGUUAUCAGCGAAUCAACGUAGACGAAAUUAUGGGCAUCAACCAGCUUUACGGCCGCGAAAAGGACUUCCUGGAAGAGGCGCAUCGCACCGCAAUUUCGCGGAUCCUCAUGAGCGACGAUGGCGUGAGCUCAGAGGCAGAGGCCGACCAAGGCGAGCCUCAGGCCAGGGAGCAUGCCAUACUGGAGGAGUUCCGGGCCACGUAUGGCAGAGUGCGCGAAUCGACUGACCGUGUGACGGCGAAAGACUCUAGGUUGCCGUGUGCCACACAACUGGGAUCAAGCCUGUCGAUGAGCGUGGCCGAGAAUGUGCUCUUGCAGGACUUUUGGCGUAUCUGCCAGAUGCCGAACGAUGCAGAACUCACAAUGCUGAGCGUCGCUUGUGAGCUGCCUGAACAUAUGGUAGAGGAUUGGUUCUGCGAAAAGUCGUCCAGAAAAGGCAGCUACUUCUACAAGCUCACAAAGGCGGACGCCAUGGACAAAGCCCUGGCCGCGGAGACGGACCGAAAGCGGAAGUUGACUGAGGAUGACGACGAAGACGAAGGCGAAGAUACUGAGUAA
Messenger RNA from Saxophila tyrrhenica, 801 nucleotides. RefSeq lists its product as uncharacterized. The coding region runs from base 1 to 801 and encodes 266 amino acids. Lineage: Eukaryota; Fungi; Ascomycota; Dothideomycetes; Mycosphaerellales; Extremaceae. The transcript has 3 exons. The record is from RefSeq and is a predicted model, not a curated record.